ACGAGAGAGUGACGCUGACUUGACGUCGCUCGACCGAAGUGAUCGGGACUGGGGGGAGAGUUUACCGCCGCGGGUGCAGCUUUGGUCCUGUCUGCUUUAAAACGGCGACUUUAACGAGAUAACGGAGAAGUUUUCGGUGGACUUUCUGAAUUUUAACGGCCGCGGAUUGGCUCGUUACUUUUCUAAUUCCGAGGGGCGGUCCGCAGCGUUUGUUGCCCCGCGGCUGGCGGCUAGCAUCGGUUACCGCUGCUAAACAUGGUGGCCUGGUGGUAGGGGAGCGGAGACGAGCUCCGUCUGGGGAAAUCAGAGGAAUUUUAAAUCCGCCUGGACCGUAUGUGUUGACAAACACCACCGUUUCGAAGAUCUUUCCGCCUUUGGGUCGGUUUUAUUAGCAGGUUUGCGGACUUGGGAGUGAAACCGCCAGUCUGCUCACUUAAAAACCGAGGGGAGAACCAGCACCAGCAGCAGUGUUCUGUGAACCGUGGACAAUUGUGGGUUACUUCAAAAGUUGUCACCAGGCCGCUUCAAAGUUUCCAUUACGAUCUUAAAAAGUUAGAAAUCAUGCUGGAAAACACGCCACAUAACAUCCAGGAUCAGUUUUUACCGCUGUUGUGUUUACACUGCGGAUGCUGAGAUGAAUUGGUGCACAAGUGCAGCCUGUUGGAGCUACUUCAUCCACUGAAACACUUAUUUUAACAGCCCCCACUUUGAGGUUAGCUCUUUUUUUAUUUUCAUUAUUAAUCUGUGGAUUAUUAUGGAUUAUUACCAUGGCCUAAUCCAAGGCGCACCGGGCCGGGUGUUUUGGGAGUAAAUGCGGAUUUUUGAGGAUGGUGAUGACAGAGAAAAGCGAUGGUUUGUUUCGUUGUGAUUCUGCGUAGAGAGGAGUACAUUUCAUGGAGACUCGCCUGACAUGCCAAGGAAGGAGUUGCCAUUACCUGAAGGUUGGGAGGAAGCCAGAGACUUUGAUGGCAAAGUUUACUACAUCGAUCACAUCAACCAGUGCACGAGCUGGAUCGACCCCCGUGACAGGCAGACCAAACCUCUGACUUUUGCCGACUGUAUUGGUGAUGAGCUGCCGGUUGGCUGGGAGGAGGCGUACGACCCCGUUGUCGGAGCAUACUAUGUCGACCACAAUACCAAGCGCACCCAGCUGGAGGACCCGCGGGCCCAGUGGCAGCGCGAGCAGGAGGCCAUGCUGCGGGACUACCUAUCGGUGGCCCGCGACGCGCUCAGCGCCCAGAAGGAGAUCUACCAGGUGAAGGAGCAGCGGCUGCGGCUGGCGCAGCAGGAGUACCAGCAGCUCAACGACGUCUGGAGGGACAAGUCCACGUCUCAGACUAGCUUGAAUUCCAGGUCGUCCUCUUCCAGCAAAUACGACCCAGAUAUCCUCAAAGCUGAGAUCUCCACAGCCAAAAGUCGGGUGAACAAGCUGAAGAGGGACCUGGCCUGUAUGAAGCAGGAGCUGCAGUACAAAGAACAAGGCUUUGAAACCCUCAAAGAGAUCGACCAGAAGGUUUCUAACAGCCCGUACGGCUACAAGCUGCAGGAGGCGCAGGCCAUCCUUAACGAGGUCCGCUCCAUCCGGGACGCCAUCAGCUCCGGGGAGAAGGAGAAGCAGGAGCUCAUGCAGAAACUGGCGGUGCUGAAGGAUGGAUUUCAGUUGGAUUCGGGCUCCCAGCAGGACCUGUGGAGCAGCAGUCCGUCGCUUGCUAACUCAGAGACGUCCAUCCCUCGACUCUACUCUGAUGCCGGCUCUCAGACCGACUUCCCUGCCGAGUUUAUGACGAGCACCAACAAACUGGCAGAGAAGGUCCGUCUGAGCCUGAAGUAUGAGGAAGCGAAGAGAAGGAUCGCCACCAUCGAGGUGCAGAUCGCCAAACUGGACAGCGAGGCAUGGCCGGGGCUGCUGGACCCGGAGCGAGACCGCCUCAUCCUCAUCAACGAGAAGGAGGAGCUGCUGAAGGAGCUGCAGUACGUCAGACCCCGCCGGUGCCUGGAGCCCAACGACGCCGAGAAGCUGGAGACUGAGAAGAAACGACUGGAGAAAGACCUGCAGGCCGCCAGAGACAACCAGAGCAAGGCUCUGACCGAGAGGCUGCGACUUCACUGCAAGAGGAACCAGCUGGUGAGAGAGCUGGAAGAGAUGGUCCGGCUGGCGACGUCACUGCACAUGCAGCUCAAGAGCCUGUCAGCCAGCACCCUCUCCUGUUCGUCGGGCAGCAGUCGAGGCUCUCUGACGUCCAGCCGCGGCUCGUUGGCCACCACCUCCAGCCUGGGCUCCACCUCCUCCCUCAGCUUUACCGACAUCUACCUGGAGCAGCCCGAGCUGGCCGACCCGGACCUCCGGAGCAAACUGGACAACUACCUGCAGGAGGGUCCGGGAGUUUUCCGCCCCUUCAACUCCAUCACCACCAUCCAUGAACACGAAGUGGUGACGGGCUGCGGGGGAAAGAACGCUGGAAAGCCCGAGGGCAAGGCGGGAGGCACGGGUGGGGAUGCGGGGGGGUCUGGAGCUGGCGUCAGGGGGGAAACGGGGUCCUCCAGGAUCCAGAACCUCAGACUGUCAGAGACUCCUCGUUCUAUGAGCUCUUUAUCUCCGCGGUCGUCUCUUUCCUCACUGUCUCCGCCCUGCUCGCCGCUGGUCACAGACGCCAGCUUCCUGUCGAGUGAGACGUUCGCGGGCCAGACGGGACCCGGCGGGCUGGGCCUGGACCUGGAGCUCCACAGCAGGCUGGUUGAACUGGAGCUGGAAUCUACAGGGCAACAAGGGGGGCAAGGUGGGCUAGAGGAGAAGCAGAACCACAACAACACGUUGGGCGAGGAGGGUAAAGACUCGGCUUCCCAGCUGCAAGGGGCAGGGUCAAAGAAGAUGGGUGUGACCUCAGCGGUGUCCGAUGAGUCGGUGGCUGGCGACAGUGGCGUGUAUGAACCAUCAGAGCGCAAACCGGGCCUCCCCCCAGAACUUGUCCUGGGCUCCUACGAGGACAAGCUGGCAUCAGGCUGCUCUCAGGUGCAGCUCAGCUUCCGCUAUGAGUGCAGAGACCAGCGCUUCACCGUCUACAUCAUGCAGCUGUCCAAUGUCAGCGUCCUCUGUCUGGCGGCUGACCAGAAAAUGUACGUGCGUGUGGUGGUGUUACCGUGCGUUCAGGCGACCCGCUGCCUUUUCCGAACACGUGGCUCGCUGCCUCAGGAUGUUGUGGAGAUUAACGAAGUGUUCGGCAUGCAGAUAUCCCAGAAUGCACUGCGGCAGAAAACGCUCAGGGUCGACGUCUGCAGCACCAGCAAGUCGGGUCACGAAGAGUGUCUGGCGGGGGCACAGAUCAGCCUGGCUGACGUCAGCUGUCCAGAGGACAGAAGCGGCAAGUGGUACAACCUGCUGAGCCGAGUCUACAUGCCCGAGAUCAGCAACAAGGACAAAGAGAGCAGAGCGCCGGGCAUUGCUGACGAGACUCACAGCAGCAACCGAGUCGGAGCUCCUGAGGAAGAUGAGUGGCACGGCGAGCCUCUGGAGGUGGACGUGUUUGAAGAUGAAGGAGGAAACGGCGUGGAGGGGGUGGGCCCUCAGGAGGAAGAGGAGGAGUUUUAUUCUGAGAGCAGCCAAUGGGAUGCUGAGGAAGAAGAGGAGGAGAAGAAGGUGGUCAAAGCUCCUCUGACAGCAGCACCCAUUACUGAGAAGGUCAACAAGGAGACCAGCAUGGACGGCAUGUUGCCGUCCCAACACUGCUCUGUGGUUCGCCCCAAGGAGCGGCGCCCAGACGUCCACCAGCAGGCCCCCUUCAUGAGGGGCAACACCAUCAUCCGCUCCAAGACCUUCUCCCCUGGACCUCAAAGCCAGUACAUCUGCAGGAUUAACCGCAGCGACAGCGACAGCUCCACGCUCUCCAAGAAGUCUCCGUUUGUCAGGAACGCCUCUGAGAGACGGAGCAUGCGCAUGAAGAAGCCCCCUGUGCAGGUCAAAGGCCUGGACGGUCUGCUUCGCACCUCCCUGGACCUGGAGUUGGACCUGCAGGUGUCUCGAACGCGGCAGGCCCGGCUGGUGCAGGAGCUUCAGGUUCUGCGUGAGCUGAAGUUGCAGCUGGAGACGGCGAGGCAGCAAGGUCAGAGAGAGCUGCCCACCUGGGUCCAAGAGGACGAACACUUCCGGCUCCUCCUUAAGCAGGCCGAGAAACAGACUCGGGAAGAGCAGCUGCAGGAGAAGCGGGUGGAGAAGAUGAUGAGGGCCGCAGCCAAGGACGUCCACAAGAUCCGUGGCCAGAGCCGGAAAGAGGUCCCCGAGGUCCAGACCUUCAGAGAGAAAAUGGCGUUCUUCACUCGAGCGAAGACCUGCAUCCCCAACCUGCCAGCUGACGACGUGUAGAGCAUUUCAAAGUAUUUUCCCUCCCGAGUCGCAGUCUGCUGCUCGCACACGAAGCGAACGCUCGGCAGUGUCAUGAAGAAUCAGAAAACAAAAGUUUUCACAGAGCUCAGCGUUUCUAAUGUGGAUAGUUUGUAAAUUAGAGAUAGCGCCGCUAAAGAUCUCGUAUUAUUUCAUUCUGCUGUUUUGUUUCUGUUACUAACCGGCUGUUUAUAAGCGCUUAGCUGUUUCAGAUCAUUCCAGCAAAAUACACACAGGCACACAACUAAAACCGCACAAAUAUGUACAUUAAUAGCACAAAAUAAAUAAAAAAUGGUACUGAAGUAAAAAUCUAAGCCAACGGUGAAAUGAAAUAAAUAUCUAAACCUUAAAGAUGUAUAACAUUUGACUUCUUAGAGCAUUUUUGAAAAUUUUAUAUUCACAUACAAGCACACAGUAAAACACUUUGUUUCAUGGAUGUAAAUAAUACGAAUGUAAAACUUUGUGUUUAACAAUCUGUAGAAGAGUUAUAAUCCUUUAGAUUUGUAGUCUUUUAAAAAAGAAAAUACUACAAAUCCCAGAGCAUUUCAGGAUGAAAUAUCCAGCCAGAGUUAGAACUCUACUUUGAGCUGAAACUGUAGAUUCUUUGUUCAAUUUUAUGUUUAACCUGGUUCUGGUUAACUUAACAGAAAAACAGCCAUCAUCUAAUCUGUACUGAUUCUGAAUAAAUAAAAAAACGUGGCAUCUUCCUCUUUUUAUUUUUACAGAUCUUGUGGGAAAUGUUUCAGGAAACUUUUGUAUUUUUGCACAGAGGAAAUCUAAUUAUUGUAUCGAUUUCUGUGGACGCUGUGUAGAAAAAUUUGCAGUUCCCAUCUCUGGCCACAGGUGUCGCCAUAACACAGACUGAAAUCUAAAGGAUUAUAACUCAUGUUAUCUCUUACCUGCACAAAACACUACACAUCUCAGAGAGGAAUACUUGAGUCUGUCUUUGCUUUUACAAACGUUAGAAAGACCAGCUCAUCAUUAAUCGAACCUUAAACGUCCACAUUAUUGUCUCUUACUAGUUCUAAACACCUUAAUAAAAUGUGUAGAAACGACACUAACCCCACUAACACUCAGGUAGCUGAUCGGAUAGUCUGCACUUUAAGAAACUUGAGGAAAAAGUUUAAAAAAAAAAAAUAAAAUAAAAUAAAAACUUGAUGUGGGUUUUUGGGAAGAAAGAAAAUCCAGAAACCUUUGCCUCACCCUGGAAUGAUUGUUGAAGAACACAGUGAUUGUUUAAGUGAAGAUCAAGUGUAUUUUUCAUGACUGUGAACUUAUUACUGAUUGUAAGACUGGAAGUGACUUUAAGAAAGAAGACCUGUCAGCCAAUAGAAAGACAAAAGUCCAGUGCUUCUGUGAUUGGCUGGUUCCUGUCCUGAUCAUGAACAUUCAAUCAGUUUCCGACUUCCUUACUGAAUACUUCAGAAGCAUAUCAGGGUCUUCUAACUGGACAUCAGCGCGUGCACCAGCAUGACCGAACAUAUCACCGUUUAUUUCCCGUCUUUUACACUAACUAUUGUUGCACCUCUCUAAGGGUCUUUCAGCUCACUUGUUUUGGUUUUACAGCCCAUGAUGUUACUGUUUUUGUUUCCUUUAUCCAUUAACACGAUCAGCCUACGAACAUUUAGCUGCUAUAGUGCUACAGAUUUCCCUCAGAAGAUGGUCUAGACCCAAAACAGAGCAAAACAAGAGUUAAAAUUCAUCUGUAUGUGGAAAUAAACUAUUUGUCUAAUCUGCUGCUUCUGCUGCCCCCUAUUGGCAACUCCCACUCACCCACGUUGAAAAAAAAACAGGACCAAAUUUUUUAAUCUGACUGAGUUCUGGAUGGAAAUUAGACCUUUAAAGCUACAGAUAAUUGUGGUUUUGGUGUUGGAGUCUCUUCAUGGAAACCCAGGAAGGUGUUGUAGGUAUCAUGAUGUAAGAGGUUGUUAUGGGACUGUAAGGUGAGGCGAAGGUGUGCUUUGAAUUAAACAAACUGAUAGAUCCAGUUUUCGUUGACGGCUGAGGAUCAGUAACAGGGGUUUGCCAUUGAACAUGUGCCACUUUGAAUUCUUCCAGUCAGUCAGUGAGUUUCUUGACCUGCAGCAACAUUUUAGAUGCAUGUGUUGACGAAACGUUUGAGUACAACCGUUUUGUUUUCUUUGUCUGGGCAGAUAUACCUUUUUUCUUUAGUUAAUGGUAGCCACGGUCAGUAUGCAUGACAGGAAAAUCUGUAACAACACUGCAAUGAGUUUCCAUGCCUGAGUUUGAUUUGAGUUUAAAAGAUGCAACUCGGAAAAGUGAAUGGAAAUUUUAAAAAAAGAAAAAAUCUACUGUUAAAAACUUUUACACCUUAGGGUGGAUGCAAACACUUCUGUGAAUCACAUUAAAGUUUAAAACGAUGGGACUCGCCAGAUGUUUGUAGACUGAGCGGAUAAACCCUACUUGUCUCCCAGAUAUGAGAUAAUAUCCCAGAUUUUCCAAGAGAUUAAAAUAAUUCCUGUUUUCCUUCCUUGGAUGUCCACCACAGUUGUUUUUUUUUUUUUUCCUCUUUUAGGUUCGUUUCGGUUAGAUCAACUAUUUAUUUUACUGAAUUACAGCGUAGCUUGUACUGUCCCUUUCUGGUGACAAUAUGCAGCAACAUUUCUGAGUUUACCUCUCACCAAAAAUGUAAAAUCUUUUUCUAUUUUAUAUCUAAUAAAACUUUGGAUCAGAUAGUUUUUUGCCUUUGAAACCUACAAACAUGAAGGAUGUUUUUUCCCACUUUAUUCCACAAACUCACACUGAUGUUCAUACAUCACCUUCUUUCUUUUUUUGCUCCGUUUUCACAGCAUCAAGACAACAUCUGAAUUGUGACAGGUUGAUAUCGAUCAGGUUAAUGAUGAUGAAAACUGCCGGUUAGACGAUCCAUUUUGGAUUUAGAUAGCAGUGUAUGCCUUUGGAGAGCAACAUGUAAACAGUCGUUGUCCCUUUUGUUUUUGUUUUUUCUUAAACGUCCACCUUCGUCUGAUGUGAGAGAAGAUUUAGAGAAACAUUUGUUUUGGUAAACACGAUCAGUUUGUAGAGCAGAUAGAUGAAAGAAUAGAACUCAGCUGAUUAACCUCUAAAUCCAAAAGUCUUGUUUAAAACCAGAUCUGGAUGAAGGAAUGUAGGUUUUUGCUACUACAAAUCAUUCAGAGAAAAAAAAUGUCUUAGUCCCAAAUGAUUGUCCAUCAUGUAGGUUGUGUUUGUUUUUUGUUUUGUUUUUUUUCCUCCUUUAAUAUUAUUUUUUUCUAAUGAAUCUUUGUAUUACGACUGCUGAUGAACCUGGUGGUGUGUUUGCAGGAGGUUAUGAGAAACGUACAGCAUGUAUUUAUUGCACUUUUGUGAUUUGGGUGUGCUUUUAUGUUUUUGUUUUUUUUUUUUUUCUUCCAGUUUUUCUUUUUAUCAAAAGUCCCUAAAAGCUGUGAAUUUUAUUCUCGGACACUGUACUGUCAACAAGAGUUGUAAAUAUUUCACCAGCACAAAAAAGCAAAACAAAAACAAACAGUAUGUUUUGUAGUUUCACAAGAAAUAAAAAGUUUUUCUCUUUUA
Melanotaenia boesemani (Boeseman's rainbowfish) is the source of this 7927-nucleotide messenger RNA. It is a transcript of the gene wwc1, whose product is annotated as WW and C2 domain containing 1. Gene Ontology annotation, cellular component: cytoplasm. The record is from RefSeq and is a predicted model, not a curated record. Gene Ontology annotation, molecular function: molecular adaptor activity; kinase binding. Gene Ontology annotation, biological process: negative regulation of organ growth; cell migration; regulation of hippo signaling. NCBI's taxonomy places the organism in Eukaryota, Metazoa, Chordata, Actinopteri, Atheriniformes, Melanotaeniidae.